CUCGUGCAAUGCCGCCCUUCAACUUCCACCACCAUUCGCACUCCCACACUGCUUCACAACCAGAAAAUGCGCAUCUCCCUCAGGGCACAGCUUCCGGUCUCCUGCAAGCUGCUCAGAACUUAGGCUCUUUUGGAGCCCCAUCUGGGAACCUGAACGCGCUUUCCUCGCCCAACGCUGAUCGAGUCACCACCGCGAGCACGUCGACCUCAAAUACCAACGCUGGAGGCCACCUGGGAGCUCCAUCUUCAUUUCCUUUGCAACAUUCCAAUUCCACGGCGACUGCGCCAUCUGCGGGCGGGCUCAUGAAUCAGUCACAGCUGUACGAGACGCCUAGACGUCGACAUCCAGAUGAACUUCAUUUGACCUCAAAUACAACGAAUAUGGCUUCUCAACGCGGCGCUUUGUCGCCCAGAGACUACACACCCGCCGGGCCCCGAAUCAGCCUCGAGCAAUCUACUCCUGAAACCUCACAAUACCAGAAUGCGGGGCAGCUCCCAGGCUCACUGCAACCUGGGCGACCAGGUCCUUUAUCUGCCAAUACCGCGCCAGUAGUACCGACAGUUCCUCUAGCUAUGGCCCAAGAACAAUAUUCUAGUCCAUCAAGAUCUUCGGCUCUGGGACUUAGUCACAAUUACACGCGAUCAAGCCCAGCUGCUGGCUUUGACUCUCAGGGCUAUGCUCCCUUCACUCCCACGACUCCCAGCGGCGAUCAAGGCCAUUUUGCUUCGCCAACAAACCAGAAGUAUACCCCCCAAAAUUCGCAGAGAACGGUUUCCAAUACCCCACUUGGUCUUGCAGAUAUACGACCCCGUGCAGAUUCUGGCUUAUCUGACGGUUUGCCUGGUGCCAACCCCUAUUCAUACGAUGGUGCGAAUGCGGUUCCCACUAAUAGUAACUACCUUGCGCCGUGGGCCAUAUACGCAUUUGACUGGUGUAAAUGGCCAGCUCAGAAUCAUGACGCAGGGAAAGUAGCAGUCGGAAGCUAUCUUGAAGAUGGGCAUAAUUUUAUCCAAAUUCUAGAUUCACAUAUCACUCCUACCCCACCCGAGUCCUAUGUCCCAGGAGCGCCGAAAUACGGACUUGAAUUUGUAAAGAUUGCCGAAGCUACACAUUCGUAUCCAGUAACGCGACUGUUAUGGGAGCCGCCGUCCUCUCAGAAGCAGUCUACCGAUCUGCUUGCUACAUCUGGGGACCAUCUCAGGCUAUGGUCUUUGCCAUCAGAAACACCAGUUGCAUCACCUGGCAACUCAAUAACACGAUCUGCAAACCAUGGGCGAGAUGCGCCUGCAAGUAAGCUUACGCCAUUGGCUUUACUGUCGAACUCAAAGACACCAGAGCAUACCGCCCCUCUCACCUCUCUCGACUGGAACACUGUCUCCCCUAGUCUGAUCAUAACUUCGAGUAUCGACACAACUUGUACCAUCUGGGACAUCCCAACAUUGACUGCCAAGACCCAGCUAAUUGCACAUGACAAGGAGGUGUUCGAUGUGCGAUUCUGUGCUAACAGCGUUGAUGUAUUCGUCAGUUGCGGUGCAGAUGGUAGUGUACGGAUGUUUGAUCUACGAAGCUUAGAACACAGCACUAUCAUCUAUGAGCCUACAGCCAAGGAUGAUAAAGAUGGCAGUCCGGGAGGCAGAAUAAGUCCUACACUGGCUCAACAGACUAUGUCAUAUGCGCCCCCGCUAUUACGAUUGGCUGCAUCGCCUCAUGAUACUCAUCUGUUGGCAACAUUCUCCCAAGACUCGAACGUAAUACGCAUACUUGAUGUGAGACAACCUGGUCAGGCACUCCUUGAGCUUCGAGGCCAUGCUGCAAAUGUCAAUUGCAUAGAGUGGUCGCCAUCACGAAGAGGGACGUUGGCAUCUGGUGCAGAUGACUCGCUGGUGCUUGUUUGGGAUCUGCUCAACCAAAACAGUGCAUUAAAUACCGGGCAAUCCAUGAACGGAGCACCAGUACCAGACAACACUCGUGGACCAACUGCUAGCUGGCAAUGUGACUACGAAGUAGGCAACCUGAGCUGGGCACCGCAUUCAGCGCUGAAUAAUGAUGGAGGAGAAUGGUUGGGAGUCAGUGGCGGCCGUGGGGUAUGUAUAAUUUCUCAAAUUACAUGACCUUGGCAGUCUGUAUAGGAAGCCUUACUGACAUUAUAAAUAGGUGUGGGCAGUCAAGCUUUGAUGAUAGUUCUUGAAGCGACAAUAGAUCGUGCUGAGCGAUUAGCAUUAUGAAGCC
Molecule: messenger RNA, 2229 nt
Organism: Mollisia scopiformis
Lineage: Eukaryota; Fungi; Ascomycota; Leotiomycetes; Helotiales; Mollisiaceae
Product: WD40 repeat-like protein
Exons: 3
Coding region: 9-2111 (700 amino acids)
Cellular component (GO): nucleus
Molecular function (GO): protein binding
Source: RefSeq, a predicted model, not a curated record